CGGUCACCCGCGGCCGAAAGACUUGUCAUAGUGCUAAUACUAUUCACUCCUUCAACUUUCCCUUUCAACCUCUUCCUGUCUUGUCUUCUCAUCAUUCCUACCUCACUUCCCUCUCCCCUCCCAUCCAAAUCUCCUCUCUCAAUCCAUCUUUGCAUUUGUUCAUCCUCAUCAUUGACCUCAAGUCGGAUAUCGUUGGUGUCAGCCACAGCUGCUGUUCUCGGCGCUGUCGCAGCUUUCUGCACCCAGCCUACAGGUGGUAAUUUCGGGCCCGAACCCACUCCUGCCUCCCAAGUGACGACUCCUUGCGGUCAGCAUUGAUUGCCACAAUUUCCCACCGCACUACCGUCGCCAGGCUACCGAAUUCGCCUCGCUUCGCCAUAACAUUUCACCCCCCGUCGCCCAGGCACCGUUGGUGGCCAAUUUGGUUUCACUUCCACCCAAGGUCCACAUACACUUGCGCGGCACGAGCACCCUCAAUUCUUCUCGACUUGUCGUGCUGUGUGCUGUAGCCUCCUUCUUUUCAAGGCUCCAGGCUAUUCUUGGUGGCUGUCUUAUCAAAAUCGCCUUUUGACCAGGUUGCUAGAACGCCUCCCGGGACCCUUUCGGCUCCAACGUUAUCACCACAAAAUAUCGUCGUCCGCGAUUUCACGCAUUCCACCAAACGCGACCUCACCGUUUCUCUUUGCUCAAGAGUCAGUGCGCUUCUAGGUGACACUGUUUGGCUUCCUUCGGACCACCGUGCCCAAGAUUCCAGACCUUGAACAGCAAACCACGACAACCAGGUUCUGCACCUGACGAGCUUUUCACUAAGUCUCGUCGACCCAUCAUUUUACUGAGGAAUUGUCUUACCUAAACAUUUCGUCUCGACCUUUUAUUCAUCACGUCACAUCGCUUCCAAAAAUCAACCGCUCUCACCAACGCCACUAAACUUGUAUACCUGUCCAACGAUCUCAACUGUCGGAACUAUUGUUUGACAGUCUCAAACCAUACACCCUAUGCUUGGGAAUUGAGAUUUGCUUUAAGAUCAGCUACAGCUCGGCUUCAGAGCCUCUGGCCUGAGCCGCUGACAGCGGAAGCAGAGAGCUGUGUGCUGUCUGCUCUGUCCACCUCCGACCAAACAUGCCUUCUUACCACAGCUGGGGCCCAAAUGGCCAACAUUCUCGACUUCCUCUGACCCCGCCAGAAUAUGCACCCUACCUCACUCCCAUGAGCGCUACAUCUGACCAAGGGUAUUAUCAAUCUCAGAAUUACAACCCCCGGCGAUCUUUGUCGACACGCGAGUACAAUGACAGAUAUCAUCAGCCAACCGGGUAUGCUGCCCAGCAGCCGUUGACAUCCCACAUGUCAAGAUAUGGCCAAGGUCGUCUAUCUCAAGAAUAUCCAUACAAUCGACCAUACUCUGCUACAACUCAAUACCAGUUCGGCGCUGUCACUGCCCCCAUUCUACCGCCCAUCCGUGUCAACGAGCCUAUGGAUUUCACCAACCAAUUCUCCGCGCCUCUCGUUGAUCCCAAACCAAAGGAAGAGAAGCCAACCGGUGGAGUUGCUCAGCAUCUAGAUUACGACAUGGACCUGAUGUCUAGCUUUGUUGCCGAGAUGUCACAGAAACUCGUCUCGCCAGAAACUGUUCCCACUCCUCAGUUUCGGAAGUACGUAUCGCAGAUACUGUCAUCUACUCGCCUCCCUAGCUCGACCAUAAUGUUGGGCUUGUUCUACCUGGCCUCCAGGAUGAAGCAGCUCAAUGAAAGUGGACAAGCGAGUCCAUCGUCUGGGACCGUCUACCGGAUGUUGACCACCGCUCUGCUACUGGGCAGCAAGUUCCUCGACGACAACACCUUCCAGAACCGAUCGUGGGCCGAAGUGAGCAGCAUUCCUGUACAUGAGCUCAACUCAAUGGAAUUGAUUUGGCUUACUGCAUUCGACUGGGAGAUUCACGGCAUGAUGUACGACGAAGAGGAAGGCUUCUUCAUGUGGAUUGAGCACUGGCGUGCAUAUGAAGACAAGGCCAAGGCCAAACUUGCUAAGGUCAAGGAAAUGCACAAAUUGGCUCCUAUCGAGACCAGUGUCCGACGCAGCCAUUCCGUCACUCAUCAACCACUGAUGAUGUCCCCCGAAGGACCUAUUCCUCCCCAGUACCAACAAGGCUCUCAAUACGAUACUCGCUGGGUCAGGCCUUAUAUUUCAGAGUACUCGCCCGAAUCUGCGCCACACAGCGGGCCCUCGACCCCAGACUACUACCCUCCAUCGUGGUCUUUGAACGCCUCGGGUCCAGUAUAUGGUCGGCAACCGUUCCAGUCAAACACGCCGUCAGCGUACUCGACUCAGCGUACCCAUGUUCCAACAUAUACCCCGAGUUACCACUACCCCAACAGUCUCACACCCACGUCCUGGAUGACACAUGGACCGAACUGCAAUUGUUCCCUGCAUGCUAAACAGGAUUACUACUUCAGCCACACCGGCUAUCCCAUGCAGACCGUUGUGGGUUGAGCGUUCUUAACGUUCCAGCGUUUCAGCGACUUUUAAAAUCAGCCCAAAAGUUACUGAGUGGCGUCUUAUUUUUCAAUGGUGUCCUUGACCAUUACGAAGCACUUGAUGUGCACUACCAGCAGACAUUGAACGUGACAUUGUGCCUGGCUCCAGAUCCAGGCUGUCACCAGCACAUGAAAACGACUAGGAGCUUGUCUAAUGGCGGUAUUAUCUUUACGACUUUUUAUGAUGUGCACUUUUCAGUCUCUCGCUUUUCAGCAUUUACACAGCGAUAAACCUUUUCCAUGAUAGAGUGGUUUCUCUUUCAUCACAUUAUUCACGAUGGGUGGCUGGCGCGGUCACGGAGCGGUCACCGGAGGGAAAAGUCCGAAAAAAGUUUUGCGACAGCAGAAAAUUUCAGUCGGUUGGAGUUAGGGCAAUGGCAGUCGGUCAGGUCAGGUUACGGAUUUUCGCAACAUCUUGGUUUCUUCCACACUUUGCUUUGCUUUACGGACCUUGCUUUCGCUGGAUGUUGGCAAUGAUGGCGGGUGGGGCUUUUCAUUGUCAGCGUUUAUGCAGCGGUGACGCAGCCCAUGCGGCUUCUCCUGUCAAGCAACGGUCGUGUUUUCCAAUUCUGUAAUUAACUAUUCUAUGAUGAACGUGGUGGUGGCGACGAAGUCAGACGGUGGCAGUGGCGCGGGUAUCUUGGCUGAUCGGGCAGAAGUGUCAUGAUACAGAUCAAGAUUGGAGCAGGCGACUGAUUGCAGUCUGGAUUCACGUCUUUUCUUUGUUGCAGACCUUGACUGAGGAUGGACGAGGUUAAUGAUUCGGAUGGGAUCCUUAUACCCCUGAUAGAUCUAGCGAUGCUUCACCUUCGCUGUGUCUCUUUUAGAGCAAUACUAACAAAAGACCACAAUA
This is a messenger RNA of Exophiala mesophila, 3384 nucleotides long. RefSeq lists its product as uncharacterized. Gene Ontology annotation, molecular function: protein kinase binding; cyclin-dependent protein serine/threonine kinase regulator activity. The coding region runs from base 1120 to 2487 and encodes 455 amino acids. Lineage: Eukaryota; Fungi; Ascomycota; Eurotiomycetes; Chaetothyriales; Herpotrichiellaceae. The record is from RefSeq and is a predicted model, not a curated record. The transcript is spliced from 4 exons. Gene Ontology annotation, cellular component: nucleus; cyclin-dependent protein kinase holoenzyme complex. Gene Ontology annotation, biological process: regulation of cyclin-dependent protein serine/threonine kinase activity.